GAUGGGAUGUCUAUGUCUAUAUAUGUCUAAAUUUACUUUCCAAUUGAAGUCUUUAAAAACAUGAACAAGUUGAAAAGAAUCCUAAUCCUAAUAACAAAAUGAAUUCAUUAUCAUCCUACUACCAUCAAACAAUCUUACUUGCUCCUCCUCAUUCUUAUUCUUAUUAUUCACCAUCACAAUCCAAUCCCCAAUUCAUCACUUUCUCCAAAACCCCAUUUUGCAAUCCAACCCCAUUAAUCACAACCCGGGUUCCCGCCAAAAAGAAGAACCGCUCACCCGAACCCCUUCUCACUCCUUCAAUUGUUGAAGAAGUUUCAGAGGUUGAUGAAUUUGACGACGAAGAAUUCGAUGAUGAUGAGGGAUUUGAUGACGACGACGACGACUUCGAAGAUGAUUAUUUGGAUGAAGAUGCGGAACCUAGAUUUGGGGAUGGAGGUGGAGGUGGUGGCAUUUGUCUUGCGGGGACCGUGUGGGACAAAGAAGUUUUAACGAUUGCUGAAGAAGUUUCUUUAUCUUUCGACGGAGAGUUGGGAAUAUAUGCUUUUAAGACGUUACAAAAUUCCGCAAUUCGAGUGCGUAUCGAGAGGCUUUCAAACAAGUCAGGUUCUCCCACGAUGGAGGAUAUUGAAGCUUUUUCAAAUGCGUAUAGAGAGCGGUUAAAUCAGGCUGAGGCUGCUGGAUCUAUUCCUGUUGAUAUAUCACUUGAGGUAUCUUCACCUGGACUUGAAAGGGUAGUUAGGGUCCCACAAGAUCUUGGAAGGUUCAAAGAUCGACCCAUGUACGUAAAAUACACAACAAGAGAAGACGAUGCCUCGCCAUCAUGUGAGCAUGACGGUGUUCUGAGACUCGAAUCAUUUGACUUGGAAACAAAAUGUUGUACCUGGGGUAUGGCUGAUGUUAAGGUUAACCGAGAGAAGGCGGGGAAAGGAAGACCCCUUAACAAAAAACAAAGGGAGUGGCGGAUAACCACUCCCUUUGACUCUUUGCUUUUGGUUAGAAUCUAUGCGGAUUUUUGAAUUUAUACAAUCCGAAUCUUAAAUUGUUUUGUUUUGUUUUGUUUUGUUUCUUAUAUUAUAAAGGCGUUAUACGUGUUUUGAAAACCGAUAUAACAAUUAAGUUCUUAUUGUUUUCUAUUAGAAUACCGUAAACAUAUCACUUAUA
Molecule: messenger RNA, 1161 nt
Organism: Helianthus annuus (common sunflower)
Lineage: Eukaryota; Viridiplantae; Streptophyta; Magnoliopsida; Asterales; Asteraceae
Exons: 5
Coding region: 99-1016 (305 amino acids)
Biological process (GO): ribosomal small subunit biogenesis
Source: RefSeq, a predicted model, not a curated record